Molecule: messenger RNA, 495 nt
Organism: Erythranthe guttata (spotted monkey flower)
Lineage: Eukaryota; Viridiplantae; Streptophyta; Magnoliopsida; Lamiales; Phrymaceae
Source: RefSeq, a predicted model, not a curated record
AUGGCUUCCAUUUUUGUUUUAGCCAUUCUAUCACUCUCCCUUCUAUUCAUCAGUUGUGAAGCAGAUUUGAUAGGCACUAUUUGUGCCAUAUCAGUAAACCCUUCUCUAUGCACCAGCAUUCUUCGAUCCGACCCGCGAGCUCGUACGGCCGAUCUACGAGGUUGGGGUCAAAUCUUUGUCGAGAAAGCCAAAGUCGCCACACAGGACACAAUUUCCGCAGCUAAAUCGGUUGGUGGGUCCGGGAAACCGGCAGCCGAUACGUGUGUGAGUGUUUGUGGCGACGCGAUCGAUAACCUAAACCAAUGCUCUGCGUACUUGAAGGCUUCGAGCAGAGCUAGAGUCGGCGAUUUGCCGACGAAAGGGUCGGCGGCUCUGACUGAUGUCAGCACGUGCGACGAUGAAUUUCGAGAUAGCGAGCCGGCUAAUGUGAAGCAAGCCAGCCGCAAAGCGCAGGAUAUCAUCGACAUGCUUCUAGUGGUUGCGAAUAGUUUGUGA